Molecule: messenger RNA, 3500 nt
Organism: Mustela lutreola (European mink)
Lineage: Eukaryota; Metazoa; Chordata; Mammalia; Carnivora; Mustelidae
Gene: PPP1R16B
Product: protein phosphatase 1 regulatory subunit 16B
Exons: 11
Coding region: 243-1949 (568 amino acids)
Biological process (GO): establishment of endothelial barrier; regulation of sprouting angiogenesis
Cellular component (GO): cytoplasm
Molecular function (GO): protein phosphatase regulator activity; enzyme inhibitor activity; protein binding
Source: RefSeq, a predicted model, not a curated record
GAGCCGAGGGGCGGCGCGGAGGCUGGCGGCCGGGCUCAGCCCGCUUCUGUCGCCGCACGGGCAGCUGCGGCUCGGGGACAGACUGACAGAGCUAGGGCCGGAGCCGCUCGGGGCCCGGCUAGGGAGAGCGGGCCCCACCAUGAGGCCCCAGCCCCGCAGGAGCCCCCGCGCCACCCCGGCACCCGGCGCCCCGCGCUAGCACCACCCCCUCCCCCGCCAGGGUGUGGGGAGGCGCCAAGGCCAUGGCCAGCCACGUGGACCUGCUGACCGAGCUGCAGCUGCUGGAGAAGGUGCCCACGCUGGAGCGGCUGCGCGCCGCCCAGAAGCGCCGGGCGCAGCAGCUGAAGAAGUGGGCGCAGUACGAGCAGGACCUGCAGCACCGGAAGCGCAAGCACGAGCGGAAGCGCAGCACGGGCGGCCGCCGGAAGAAGGUGUCCUUCGAGGCCAGCGUGGCCCUGCUGGAGGCCUCCCUGAGGAACGAUGCCGAGGAAGUACGCUACUUCCUGAAGAAUAAGGUCAGCCCUGAUUUGUGCAAUGAGGAUGGACUCACAGCCCUGCACCAGUGCUGCAUCGACAACUUUGAGGAGAUUGUUAAGCUGCUCCUUUCCCAUGGUGCCAACGUGAAUGCCAAGGACAACGAGCUAUGGACGCCCCUGCAUGCGGCGGCCACCUGUGGCCACAUCAACCUGGUGAAAAUCCUCGUUCAGUAUGGGGCCGACUUACUCGCAGUCAACUCGGAUGGGAACAUGCCGUAUGACCUCUGCGAGGACGAGCCCACCCUGGAUGUCAUUGAGACGUGCAUGGCAUACCAGGGCAUCACCCAAGAGAAGAUCAACGAGAUGCGGGCGGCCCCCGAGCAGCAGAUGAUCGCAGACAUCCACUGUAUGAUCGCAGCGGGCCAGGACCUCGACUGGAUAGAUGCCCAGGGUGCCACGCUGCUGCACAUCGCUGGAGCCAACGGAUACCUGCGGGCAGCCGAGCUCCUCCUGGACCACGGAGUGCGUGUGGACGUGAAGGACUGGGAUGGCUGGGAGCCCCUGCACGCGGCUGCCUUCUGGGGACAGAUGCAGAUGGCAGAGCUGUUGGUGUCCCAUGGGGCUAGUCUCAGUGCUAGGACAUCCAUGGAUGAAAUGCCAAUAGACCUGUGUGAGGAGGAGGAGUUCAAAGUCCUGCUGUUGGAGCUAAAACACAAGCAUGACGUCAUCAUGAAGUCACAGCUGAGACACAAGUCAUCCUUGAGCCGGAGAACGUCCAGCGCAGGGAGCCGUGGGAAGGUGGUGCGUCGAGCCAGCCUGUCGGACAGGACCAACCUGUACAGGAAGGAGUAUGAGGGAGAGGCCAUACUGUGGCAGCAGCGGAGUGCGGCAGAGGACCAACGGACUGCCACCUACAACGGGGACAUCAGGGAGACCAGGACAGACCAAGAGAACAAGGACCCAAACCCCCGGCUGGAGAAACCCGUGCUGCUCUCUGAGUUCUCUACCAAGAUCCCACGAAGUGAAAUGGAUGGGCCUGUUGAGAACGGCCUCCGAGCUCCGGUCAGCACCUACCAGUAUGCGCUAUCCAACGGGGACAUCUGGAAAGUGCACGAGGUGCCUGACUACAACAUGGCCUAUGGCAGCCCCGGUGUGGCCGACGCCACCCCUCCCUGGAGUGGCUACAAGGAACAGAGCCCCCAGACGCUUCUGGAGCUGAAGCGACAGCGGGCUGCCGCCAAGCUGCUCAGCCACCCUUUCCUGAGCACCCACCUGGGCAGCAGCAUGGCCAGGACGGGCGAGAGCAGCAGCGAAGGCAAGGCCCCCUUGAUCGGAGGCAGAACUUCCCCGUACAGCAGCAAUGGUGCCUCGGUCUAUUACACCGUCACCAGCGGAGAUCCCCCGCUCUUGAAGUUCAAGGCUCCCAUGGAGGAGAUGGAGGAAAAGGUCCACGGCUGCUGCCGCAUCUCCUAGUCUCUGUAUGAUGGAGGAGAGAGAUGCUUCGGGGAAGGGUCUCUGGGAUCCAGGAUCCCCCCCCACCCCCCAGCAGCCUUGGCUGGGGAGACAUCAGAGGGCAGCUUGCGGGGAGGUGGGCUCUGCUUUCCAGGGGAACGCUGACCCCACCUCACCCAGCGGCCAUAGCAUCGCCACGUCCCACGGUUCUGCUUCCUGCUGCAUUGUCUGCCAUCAGAAACAAGGCCCAUUGUGGCUUCCUAACUCUCCCCGCUGUCAUAUUUGGGAGGGGGGGCUGGGAUUCUGGCUCUUUUGUUGGUAAAGGCUUCUCUGGACCAGUACCCACAUAUCAAAUAUCGGUGUGCAUGUGCUCGCGCACACGUGCACACACACACACAUACAUACACACUCAACCAUGUGUAGGAAUCACACACCUGGGCUCAUGGGAAGCAGGUCGGACUGACAAUUUGUGGGCUCUUCCCAAAAGGAUUGAGGCUAAGACUCUGUUAUGUCACCACUGCCAACAUGGCUUUAGCUGGGAACGGGGCCUGGUAAGCUGAGACCCACAGUCCUACCACAGUCAUACUGGGGCUUGGGCCACCGUCCACAUCUGGAAGGAGCAGGAGGUCCACUCUUUGAUCAGAGGGAGCUAUGAGCCGACAUGGGUCCAUGAGAUGGGCAGUGGCCUGCUCCCCAGAGCCUUGCCCAUGCCAAGAGCCAGCAGUGUGACCACCCGGAGGCUGAGGUGGAGAGCCAGGCUCUUCCUUUCCUAGAAUAAUCCAAGUCACAUUUUACUUCUAGAUGGAAGUAUCAAAAAUUAGAGGGAAGGGGGAACAAAUUUAGUGUGUCCAAAAGUGCACUUGAUAAAAGAAUUCUCUUAGGCUGCAGGACUCCAGGUGGAAGAUAACUGAACUUGCUUUCCUGCUUUCUUUCCUGGGUAGCAUCAUGAUCACUAGGCUUUCCUGACCGGUGUUGGAAACAUGUAGCUUGUGUUGGAAGGGCUUUCGAGGGCGAAGAGUGAGUUGGUGUUAAUUUCUGUGAGCAUCUCUAGUGGCCGUGACCAAGCCCGGUGCCUUGGGCCAUCUUUGUGAAUAUUCAGGUGGCUUCAGUCCAGCCUCUGUCAGCUAGACUUCCCCAGCCUGAGCCAUCAGAGUGAGCAGUGGGGGACAGCUGGAAUCCCCCAACUCCUCCCAGAGUCAGUGCUCAGGACCCCCAGCCCAGCUUUGCCUUUUCUGGAAUGCUUGGUAAGACAAGUCUGCCAGGUGGCCCUUAUGAGAUCCUGCCGGGCCCAGGGGCUCCCAGCCUGUCAUGGGAGUGAUGACACCCCACGGCUGCAAAUCCAGGGUGCCCAUGGCCAACACCCUGCACUGCAUUCAGGAGAGCGGUGGUAGGGCUGGAGUUGGACCUUCCCAUGGCCCAACAGCUUCACAGCCACGAUCUCCCUAGCACUGGGGAGGGCAGGCUACCCACCGCCUCUCUCCUGCAUCUUCUCAAGAGCCCCCUUGAAACUGCUGUCUACAGGCCCAGCCAGAACCUACUGGUGUACUUAAUAAGCAGCAGGUUUGUCCCCUG